Molecule: messenger RNA, 1728 nt
Organism: Corylus avellana
Lineage: Eukaryota; Viridiplantae; Streptophyta; Magnoliopsida; Fagales; Betulaceae
Source: RefSeq, a predicted model, not a curated record
UCUCUCCCUCUCUCACUGGCUUUUCCUCUUCUCCGUCAAAGCUCACCCAAGUCUCCUCUUUAUGCCCUUGUCGUUUCGCUUCUGAGCCAGAGUUUCCGUCUGCAUUGUGAUAUGGCGUCAGAGGGUGGAAAUGUAGCGACUGAGGGUGUGAAAAGCUUUGCUAGGAGGGAUAGUCUUCUACAGAUUGAGCGUGAUGUUCGAGAAUGGUGGGAAAAAGAAGAUAUUUUCAGGGCUGAACCUCGUGAAAGACUUCCUGAACCGGGUGAGAAGUUCUUUGGCAACUUCCCCUAUCCUUAUAUGAAUGGGUAUUUGCAUCUUGGACACGCAUUCUCACUUUCAAAGGUAGAAUUUGCUGCUGCUUAUCAUAGACUAAGAGGUGCCAAUGUGCUCUUGCCUUUUGCUUUCCACUGCACUGGCAUGCCCAUCAAGGCCUCAGCUGAUAAACUUGUACGUGAAAUCCAACAAUUUGGGGAUCCACCAACUUUUCCCCAUGAAUUGGAUGAGGAAGUAGACAUCACACAAGAAGCUGAGGAUGCAAACGGAGGUGUACCACCCGAUACAUUCAAAGGCAAGAAGUCCAAGGCCAAAUCAAAAUCAAGUGGUCAGGUAUUUCAGUGGGAGAUUAUGCGUAGUUUUGGCCUCCCUGAUAGCGAGAUAUCUCAGUUCCAGAAUCCAUACAAUUGGUUGACUUACUUUCCUCCAUUGGCCAGGGAGGACCUUAAAGCUUUUGGCUUGGGUUGUGACUGGAGACGCUCCUUUAUCACUACUGACAUGAACCCAUUUUAUGAUUCCUUUGUGAGGUGGCAGAUGAGGAAGUUAAAAUCCAUGGGGAAGAUUGUGGAAGAUGUCAGAUACACCAUAUAUUCUCCUCUAGAUGGCCAGCCAUGUGCAGAUCAUGACAGGGCAACUGGUGAAGGAGUUCAGCCUCAAGAGUACACUCUGAUCAAGAUGGAGGUGGUGUCACCUUUUCCCUCUAAACUAGGAGUGCUGGAGGGGAGAAGAGUUUUCUUGGCGGCUGCAACUUUGAGGCCUGAGACUAUGUAUGGGCAAACAAAUGCAUGGGUAUUGCCUGAUGGGAAGUAUGGAGCCUUUGAAAUUAGUGACACAGAAGUCUUUAUUCUCACACAAAGAGCUGCCCUUAACCUUGCAUAUCAGAACUACUCUAGAAUCCCAGAGAAACCCACAUGCUUGGUUGAGCUGACUGGUUAUGAUUUGAUUGGCCUCCCAUUAAGGUCCCCUCUUUCUUUCAAUGAGAUCAUAUAUACCCUUCCCAUGUUGACCAUCCUAACAGACAAAGGUACUGGGAUUGUCACUAGUGUACCCAGUGAUGCUCCUGAUGAUUAUAUGGCCUUGCAUGAUUUAAAAUCAAAAAAAUCUCUUAGGGCUAAGUAUGGUGUGAAGGAUGAAUGGGUGUUGCCCUUCGAGAUGAUUCCCAUCAUUGACAUUCCAGAAUUUGGAGACAGGGCUGCAGAAAGAGUUUGCAAGGAUCUGAAAAUCAAAAGCCAGAAUGAAAAGGAGAAGCUUGCAGAAGCCAAGAAGUUGACAUACUUGAAAGGAUUUACUGAGGGAACAAUGGUUGCUGGUGAGUUUGCGGGGAGAAGAGUCCAGGAAGCAAAGCCAUUGGUCAGGAGCAAGCUUUUAGAGAUGGGCCUGGCAAUUAUCUAUAGUGAGCCUGAGAAACAGGUGGUAUCAAGGUCUGGUGAUGAAUGUGUUGUGGCACUUACCGAU